Messenger RNA from Neltuma alba, 1266 nucleotides. RefSeq names its product thymidine kinase a. The transcript is spliced from 4 exons. The record is from RefSeq and is a predicted model, not a curated record. Bases 144 to 1001 code for a protein of 285 amino acids. Gene Ontology annotation, molecular function: ATP binding; thymidine kinase activity. Gene Ontology annotation, biological process: thymidine metabolic process. NCBI's taxonomy places the organism in Eukaryota, Viridiplantae, Streptophyta, Magnoliopsida, Fabales, Fabaceae.
CUCAUGACUUGUUGGCGCCCUUCCUGUGCAAAACCCUCGCCAAUUUGCCGCCACAUAUCAUGAAAAUACCGUCUUUCCCUCCUUAACCGGCAAAACCCUUAAACCCCUCCAAUCCCUCUUCCAUUUUUCUUGUUAUACCUGAAAUGAGCUCUAUUUCGAAGAUGAAGUAUAUUUUAAGCCCAAAGUUCUCGGCUUUUUCUCCUCAUCUUCCCAAGCCCCAAACCAUAUCUCUUGCUUCUAAUGCAUGGCCUUUUGAAUCUUUCGUCCGGCAUAACCCCUCUUGCAUUUCCAGUCAUCUCCACCUGAAGUCAACGCCCCUUUUAUCCAAUAGCUUCGUUUGCUCGAGCCAGAGUCGGAACUUGCAAAUGGAGGCGUCUCGGCCACCGUCGGGUGAGAUUCAUGUGAUUGUUGGCCCGAUGUUCGCCGGCAAAACUACCACUCUUCUUCGUCGUAUGCAAUCAGAGACCACUAGCGGCAGAAAUGUGGCAAUAAUUAAAUCUAGCAAGGAUACAAGAUAUGGAUUAGAUUCAAUUGUUACGCAUGAUGGGGUCAAAUUGAGGUGUUGGGCGCUAACAAAAUUAUCAUCUUUCCGGCAGAAAUUUGGCCUUGAUGCUUAUGACCAGCUCGAUGUGAUUGGUAUCGAUGAAGCUCAAUUCUUUGAAGACCUAUAUGACUUCUGUCGUGAAGCUGCUGAUCAUGAUGGUAAAACAGUCAUAGUGGCUGGUUUAGAUGGCACCUAUUUAAGGAGAAGCUUUGGUUCCGUCCUUGACAUAAUCCCACUUGCUGAUUCUGUAACAAAAUUAACCGCUCGAUGUGAAAUAUGUGGGAAGCGUGCAUUCUUUACUCUGAGAAAGAUAGAGGAAACGGAGGUCGAGUUAAUAGGUGGAUCUGAGGUCUACAUGCCAGUUUGCCGGCAGCACUAUGUCAGUGGACAGGUAGCUAUGGAAACAGCAAGAUAUGUCUUGGAUUCUCAGAAAGUUGAAUGUAGCUCUCACACAUAAAAUGGUCCCCUUCCCUGCGUAGUGCUUUUUGUUUAAACAUCGCUGCUCCCCUUAUACAUACCAUGUCUUGCUGAUUUGUCAAGUGUGAGCAGGAUAAGCUGUAACGUUGCAUGUAUAGUGUUAGUCUGAAUGGAAUCGAAACUGUUGGGAAUUGAGUGGAAUUUCCAUUGGUAUUGUGUAAUGGGCAUGUUAACUCACAUCAGAUUGUAUGGUACUGUCAGUUGCUCAAUAUUAAUGCCUAUGCAUUACACCUCUUUCUCAGUUA